AUGGAAAAAGGAAAAAAACGCACUUCAAUACCGGUCAAAAGAAAAAAGCCUAAUCUAUCCUCUCCCGAACCAUCUUCAGAAGAAGAUGACCAUUUAACCCGUCUUUGUAGUAUUCGUCUUCGACGAUAUAUUAACAUUUCAAAUCAAUUUGAAGUCAAAAUCUUUAAUAUCAAUAAUCAUAAUCACACACUUAAAAUCACUGAUGAUAGGGACAAUAUACUUGCGGCGCUUCAAAAUCAAUAUAGCUGCUAUGUUUCUGUUCUUUUAAUCCGAAUUAAUAACCAUAACAAUCAUGAAAUACGAUUUUGGUAUAAUGAUCGAUAUGUAGCACUUCGUCAUACUGAUAUAAAUCUUGAUACUGAAAGAUAUAGCGUUGGUUAUGUCGGAAUUGAUGCGAACGGGAGACUCAAUCUUAGAAUUGUCAAUAAUGGAAAUAAUCGUACUAUUAAUAAGUUUUCAUAA
Dentiscutata erythropus is the source of this 462-nucleotide messenger RNA. Lineage: Eukaryota; Fungi; Glomeromycota; Glomeromycetes; Diversisporales; Gigasporaceae. The record is from the annotation of a GenBank genome assembly.